GUGAAUAAAUUAACUAGAACCUGAUAAAUGCAAUUAUUUAAUUUAAAAAACUAUUUUAGUGUUAAUAUAAAAAUAUAAACUAUUUUUUUUACAGAAAACAAUUAAAGUAAAUUGUGUUAAAUUAAAAAAAAAUUUAAUUAAAUAUAAAUAAUAAAUUUUUCUCACACACAAAUUGAAAAACUUCUGUUUUACUUUUACAUGGUGUUUUCGAACAUGCAAAGAGAUUUCGAAAGAAGAAGAGUAUACUCAAUGUUCUUUAUCGAUAAAAAAUGACAAUUUCUCACCUAUAUUACAUGAAUGCUCUCAUCUUUUUGAAGUGGGUGAUAAUAAAAAUAUUAAAAACAUUACGAAAUCAAAAUUAAUAAAAUCUAAAGUGAUACAAAAAACCUCAGUUCCACGUAAAAAAACAAAAAAUAUUAGACGUAAAAAAGGCAUAAAAAAUUCCAAAAAACGAUUGACAUAUAAUAAAAAAACAAAAUCAAAAAUUUAUAAAACAGAUACGGCUCUAUUAAAAUCAUCGGAAGGCACGUUACGCGUGCACAAAGUUUAUGGCGAUGGCAACUGUAUGUUUAGGGCAAUGAGUUUCAUUUUAUGGGAUACUGAAAAUAAUCAUAAACAACUGCGUACAGUGGUGGUAGAACACAUUCAUCAAAAUUGGAAUGAAUAUGGACCAUUUGUCAUUGCGGAAUGGAAUAUUUCAAGUAGACAGGAUUAUUUCGAUUAUAUGAUUGCUGAUGGAACAUUUGCUUCUGAAUUGGAAUGUACAGUAUUGACAAAAUUAUAUCGAAUGAAUUUAUCAAUUUAUCGUGAAAUCGUUGGUGGGGGAAUUUUGAAAAUAAUUUUUCACAAUCGACUGAAUCGAAAUUAUUCAACAGCACGACUUCUUUUUAGUGGAGAGUCCGAUGUUGGUCAUUAUGAUGUUCUUAUUUUAUUAUCUGAUGAUUGAAUGCAUAUUUAUAUUUUAAUAAUUGAAAAUAAAUGUAGACUUCAUAUGUCUUUUUUACGUCUAA
Molecule: messenger RNA, 1010 nt
Organism: Leptopilina boulardi
Lineage: Eukaryota; Metazoa; Arthropoda; Insecta; Hymenoptera; Figitidae
Exons: 4
Coding region: 566-946 (126 amino acids)
Source: RefSeq, a predicted model, not a curated record